UUUCCAUUCAAUUUCAGGGGAACAGGAGAGAGUUGGAGACUUUAUCACUAAGGGAGAAGAGCUGCACCAGACACAGCCAGGUAUAAAAAUAGACAUAGAGGCUGCUACCAUCUGCUAGACACCCGACACUGCUCCACGCUUGGAUUUCUCCCUUUGCCUGGGAGUGGGGCACCCAUAACUGUGUUCCCCUAACUUUGAGUCGUGAAUCUGGGGAUAAUGUUAAUUAGGGGAUUUUUACACUGAAGGCAGUAAUAUCUGCACUUAAAAAAAACUCGGAGGACAUGAGGACUUGACACUGGAUUGUUCACAGACAUUUAAGAAUAAGAACAUCAUCUCUGCAAUUUAACUGCAAAGUGAAAAUGAUUCAAACCUUCUGCUGUCAACCUGAUGAUUCAGCUCUGGGGACAGCCCGACCCCUGUAGAGUGUUAGCCAGCUAAGGAAACUCUUCUCUGAUCUCAGUUGUAGCAGCAAUCCUUGUAGGGGCCGCAGAUCUGUGCAUAUGGAGCACUUUACAUGUCAUUACAAAGAAACAAACUUUCCAUAUGAGGACCAUAUGGAAAACAAAGACAAUUGUGAAUGGAAGAAAGUCAGUUUCACCGUCAACAUACAGUAGGAAUGGGUUAUUUACUGCAAAGGUCCUUUGUUGCAUUAGUCUUUACCCCAUUAAGUGGUGCUGGAAAAUUCACUAACAAAAUGGUACAAAGGAUUGAUUGGAUGCCUUCCUUACAAGAUAAGAGAAAUGUAGCUAUAAAUAAAAAGGAUCAUUAUACCAUUGUUGAAUGAGCCAGGGAUUGGCUGCCGGGUGCCCACUGAGAGUCUGAAAGCAUCUUCAUACAAUUGCUGUCUACGUUAAGAAGAUACCAGUUGUUCACAUGCUUCGUUACAAGAAGCAUAAGAGACAGGGAGAUGGCUCUGGAGCAAGUGGUGUGGGUGUAAUGGAUGAUACAGACCGGGAGGUGAGCAGUUUCACAGACCGAGCAUUUAGGAGCUUAUGUGUUGCAGAAGAAGAGCCAUUAAAUGAUGUUCCUCACCUGCCCUCCCCCAUUAGGGGAAUGCCACUUUCCACGAAGUACCAUCUGGGAAUAUUCAACCUUUCAGUCAGAAAGACUCAGCCCUUGGCACAGUUGCCUACAAUUCCACGACAGCGAGGGAGAUGGGCUCCAACAUUCCAGCCACUGCUCAAAUAUGCAAAGGAUGGGUUGAUUGAUGCAAAGACCAACAACAGACUAUGUGCACCUGAGCCAAGAGGAUACAAACAGCGCUCAAAAGUGUCAUCUCUAAUAAAGACAUUUGAUAAUAUUGAAAAUGAGAUACCAGACGAAUCUCCUUUACAUACAAGGAUACCCUUGUCUACAAGUUCUCAAACAGCCAAGUUGAAUAUAGAGGAAAGACCUUUAUGUGAGACUGUAGAAAAAAUUGACAUCAAUCAUGAGUCACUAGCAUCUAUCAAUCCAGAUGAUACUGAUCUGAAUCACAAUUCGCACAGACGCACAGCCAGGGAAGUAUUCUUGGAGUCUAAAGCUGAAAUUUGCUCCCCGCUCUCAGGAUCGCCAUGCUCUUUGGGGUCUCCAAUACCUGAUCAAUUAAAAAAAGUAGUGAAGAAAAAGGACUCAUUGCGAAGAACAACAUUUCUACAUAGUGAAAAUAGUGCCUUUAAAUCAUGGAGUGAUAUCAACAAGAAAGUAAUUGGAGGAGAUGAAAGUGACAGUUCAAUCCCAGGAACACCUCCAAUUCUGAGAUCAGCAACCCCAUGCUCUCCAUUACUAUCAAGAGCAGUACCUGGAAUAAGAUCUAGGGAUGUAGGACAAGAUGUAGGUUGGGCUUCUCCUGCAUCUACAUUGUCCAGCAGCUAUGAUGCCAUUCAGAUGCUAAGAACUGUUCCUCCACUUCCCAACAAAAAAACAAUAAAGCAAAGCAAAGACUCUAGCCACAGGACCACAAGGGUUCCAUUAAACACUAGAAUCCAAGAGGAAGAUAUGCACGUCGAUGAAGAACAAUCACCUUCUAAAGAUCACCCCAACUGGAUGAAUAAAUUAACCAAAUCUAAGUCACCACAAAAAAUAAAACAUGAGUUUUCAACAAGUCAAGAGGCAGAAGCAAUCUGUGAUUCAUCUCAGUCUUCUGUAAAACAAAACAAGGAAGUAGAAGAAAAGGUGGUUCCCUCAUAUGCAGAAGUACAAUCAGAAACAAUAGUCAAAGAAGACCAUGUCAAAGUGGAAGAUAAACAGAUGCCAUCAUCUGGAAGAAUAAAAUCCUUGAUACAGCAAAUGGAAAAAGAAGCAAUAAAAGAUGUGGUACCACUUAAUUUUUCAGUAAAGAAACAAAAUUUGUUAGAAUUAGCAAAAGAUGACACGCCAGAGGCUCAGCCUGCUGUGCUACAUACAGCAUCUUCAAACUCCAAUCCUCCAUCAAGCAAUAAAGGUCUUAUACCCCCAUGGAGGAGAACAAAACAUCACAUUAAAAUGGAACCUGAGGAAAAGUCAAUCCAUACAGACAGGGCCAGGAAAGAUAAGAUCACAGCGCAAUAUCAAGAAAAUGUGUCACUGAAUAAAGAUGACUUUUCAGAAGAAAAGCCUAUUAUGUCCCCCUUUAACAUCUCAAAUCUUUUAACUCCAAUUAUAAGAAGGAAAAACAUCCAAGAAGCCCUGGAAGAAAACCAAAUGAUGAUAACUCCUCCUGUUGAUACCAUUACAACUAAAGAUCAAGACCUGAUAGAAGUUAAUGUCUAUCAGAAAAGAGAUGAUUAUAAGUCUAAGGCAACUAGUCUGAUGUUUAACCUGAAGGACAUGAGGAAACGUGUCAAGAGUACAUAUGGUUCAGCCACUAAAGCAAGAAAUGGGUAUGACAGUAAUCUGGCAGCAGAUGUCAGGGUACAAGUGGAAGCCUCUCACACUAUUGCUUUGCCUGACACCAAUAAAUUAAUGUCAGAUAGGGAAGAAUUGAGCCAUAUACCUUGUGCACAGAACAUAAGUCCACCAAGAGAAACAGAAAUUAAACCAUAUGUUCUCGCAAAUACGUCUGACAACUAUUUAUCUUUGAGUUCUCCACCACAGAUUAUGGCAAGUAAAAUAUUUCAUAAUGGAGAAAUCCCUGCAGAAAAAGUUGAUACAAUUGUAGCCAUGCAAGAGGAGGAUAUAGAUUCUCUCUGUCUCAGUCCUACUGACAAUCUUAUCAGGAAAGGACUGGAAUAUCCUUCACUGAACCUUUAUCACAAGGAAGACACAGAUGUAAAUGUGGAACAAAAAGAAUAUACUGAAGUUAGCCCAGUCUGCAUUCAAACUGAAGAAGAACCUCACCCACAGUAUGAACAAAAUGUGAUAGAAGCUAUUAAGUUGGAUGAACCAGAAAAUAAUCUGGCAAUUCCAGCCAAGUAUGUGUCAGAGAGCCAAAUGGAUAGUGAACCAAGUCACCAAGAGCAAUCUAAUUCCCCAAAAAAUGCAGAAAAACAGUUGGUUGGUGAAAGCGAUGAAGGUGGAAAGAAGGUGUCAAAACGAGAUGAUACAAAGGACAGUUUACAAUAUUUUGCUGUGAGCAAUUGCAGCACAGAUGGCAGUGGACAGUCUGGGUUUCUGGACACAGAGGAUGAAAGGAAAGAAGGAAAAGAGAAAAUGGCAAGUGAUAAGCAAACUGCAGACAGUACUUGUAUUGAGGAUCUUAAGAGACCAUCAUCCACAACAUCUUUUAAACCAAACUUGUUUCUCAUAAAAGACAAUAAAAUAAAAUCUUCCCCAGUCACAAAGUCAGUGAGGCUGCCUCUUUUUAGGAGUCUUUCUGUAGAUUGUCUAGCUUUCAGGAAAGGAGAAGAAACUAGCUUAAUAAUGGAGAAGGUAGACUUGAGAGAAUCAAAUACCAAGAUUGGAGAGAACAAGACUAUAAAGUCCAAAACGUCCAGCAUAGAAAAUAUGGAAAUAAAUAAUAUAAGAAAACACCAGGAGGCUCUAACUACAAGACCUGCUUCAGAAACUCCAAAUCAUGAAAACAUAGGAUUAAGUCAAGUGAAAAUGCAAAAAGAAGAAGAAGACAUAGAACUGUGGAAUAAACUUUGUUGUGCUAAUGCUGAAUGGAGGAAAAACAAAUCAGAAGAUGCAGAAACAGUCAAAGUAAAUGAAAGCUGCAAUGACACAAAUUUACAUGGUCUUGAAGGACCCUUCUUCCAUCCAGUUGAGACCUGUGUCUCAGAGGUCAUGGGGCCGUCACCAGAGUGUAACACGUUGCUUGUGCACAAUGUAAGUGAAUCCAUGAAUGACUUGGUGAAUGGACAACAUAUGAGUUCUCCUCUUAUUGAUACUGAGAUUGCAAACUAUUCUCCUCUUGAAAAUGAAUUGCUACAGUUUGAAGAUGCUAUCUCCUUUUCAGAAGGCAUACCCUGUUCCACCAUAGCCAGUCCUAUGCUAGAGAGUGUAGCAUGCUCCAUGGUAGCCAGUCCUAUGUCUGUGAAUACACAAAGCUCCGGCUUUGCCACAGCACUUUCUGCAUUAGAUGAUAUGCCAAGCCCUCCUUCAAUUGGUGCAAAUUCAAGUAACGGAAAAUUUCAGUUCCCUGAAAAAUUAAUUGCAGCACAACCUAGUAAUAUGGAUUUAAAGAAUUUUAACUGCACUAAGUACAUACAGAAGAAGUCUCCAACCAUAGAAUUACAGAAUAUGCAUGCUGCAAAGCCACCAACUGUACCUCCCAAAACAGAGAAAGCCUUACGGCGUGCAAAGCGUCUGACCAAAAAACGCAGGAAGACUGAGAUUCCUCAGAGGUUACAAGAUGGGGACAUUCAGGAAAGUGACUUUGUUUUAGAUGUUCCAUCACCAGCCAAUGUCAUGCCAACCAUAAUUACACCACAGUCACAUCUCAAAGUGGCUUCUUCCAUACCCAGGGGCCUUCAGCAUGAAGAGUCUAUUUCUGAAUCCUCAACUCCAUCCCUUCCAAACACCCAACGCAAACUUCUUCAGGACCCUGACUCCGGACAGUACUUUGUAGUGGACAUUCCUGUAUAUUUACGUAUUAAAACCUUCUAUGAUCCAGAAACAGGAAAAUACCUGCAAAUGUCUUUACCUCCAUCAGAGAGGGAAACUCCAGCAUUGGAAAUGUCAACAAGUCCAUAUAUGUUGUAUCCAGGGCUUACCCCAGUUCCAGUUUCAUCCAUAGAAUCAUUUAAGGAAGCAUCACAGCUAUUAACUGAUGGUAGUCAUGACCUUGGAGAGAGGACAAAGUCAUGGGAUGACACAGAAGAAGACUCUUUCAAAAUGCAACAAUUCAUUGAUUUUAAUUCCCGUGACCAUAGCAUGACAGGGACUCCACAAAGCAUGGACAGAAUUGUUAGCAGGUCGAGGAGCCCAGACAUUAUUUCAAUGAAGGAUAUAGAUGACUUUGCAAUGGAAGCCAUUUCAUGAGCUUUAAAACAAUUAUAAAAAUAACCAAAAUGCACAAAAGCUCACACAAAGGGAAGGGUUACAGACCACUUGUAAAGACUAAUACCAGUGUGCAGCCACGCUGACUCCACUUUAACAUAAUUUGAAUUAGAUUAGUUAAACAAACUUGUAUAAUUUCCAUAUUCUAAGCAUUACAGAUGGUUCUAGCAAUACAAGAAAAGCACCCAAGGAAAAGCACCCAAAGGAAUGCAGGAAUGUAUAACACAAGCACUCAGGUCACCGUGAGGUUCUGCAGUAAGAUUUAUUUAAUUAAAAAACAAAGAAAACCAAACGUGUUAUAUAGAAGAUUACAUGUUAUUAGUAGGACAAGUCUAAAGUGUGGAAGUUGGAAAAAGCCAUAACGUCAUUGGCUGCCAACUGUGCUAUAAAAUUCACAUUGAAUUUCAAUGCACUGUUUUUCCAUACAUGUUUGAUGCACUGCACUAUUAGUUAAACCCAUACACAGCAAAUGAAAAUAAUUAUGAUGUUGCAAUCAGGAACGCUUUUUUAUAUCAACAAGAUUUUUUUUUUUCAAGUUAUUAACACCAUUUUGGAGCUCUGUUGUUUCCAAAGUAUGGGCUGAUGCAGAGCUUUAAUAUAUUUGCACCCAGGUCCACAGAAGUGUAAUGUGUUCAUUAUAAAAAAGCAAUUGGAUGCAUUUGGAAAGUCACAAAAUCAUAAGACGCAUGCAGACUGGUGCCAGUAGCCUAUGUACCACUGUACUUCAGGCCUUCAUCACAUACACUUACACCCAUGUUUUUAACCAUUUAUUUUGCUUGCAGAACUGCUCUAAUGCAGCAUGUACACUUCUCUGUUUCCAGUAUAAAACGAAAAAUUGCAUAAUUUAUGUAUGAGCAAUGAAAAAUGCACAUAGCUACCAAUAUUAAUUUGCAAUUAGCCAAUCCAAAGCAGUUAGCUAGUGUAAAGGUGCACACACACUAGGCGUUUUUACUCAGCGUGUAUGCACAGCGACGAUGGCUGACAUCGCUGGGCUGAAAAGCGCUUAGUGCAUAUACACUGAGCACUUUCCCCCCCUGCCCAGCGAUGUCAGCGGGGGUGAACGGCUUUCCAUAGCAGGACACUACGGAAAGAAGUUCACCCCGCCGUUCAUCUACUGGUAAUACCAGCAGAUGAACGGCGGCCACCGGCGAU
This is a messenger RNA of Pseudophryne corroboree (corroboree frog), 6552 nucleotides long. It is a transcript of the gene C3H10orf71, whose product is annotated as chromosome 3 C10orf71 homolog. Bases 874 to 5382 code for a protein of 1502 amino acids. The record is from RefSeq and is a predicted model, not a curated record. Gene Ontology annotation, biological process: positive regulation of calcineurin-NFAT signaling cascade. Gene Ontology annotation, cellular component: Z disc. Lineage: Eukaryota; Metazoa; Chordata; Amphibia; Anura; Myobatrachidae. The transcript has 4 exons.